This is a messenger RNA of Pyrus x bretschneideri (Chinese white pear), 592 nucleotides long. RefSeq lists its product as uncharacterized. The transcript is spliced from 2 exons. Bases 109 to 498 code for a protein of 129 amino acids. Lineage: Eukaryota; Viridiplantae; Streptophyta; Magnoliopsida; Rosales; Rosaceae. The record is from RefSeq and is a predicted model, not a curated record.
CCUCCAACAAAUCUCUUCCUCCACUCCUUCCCACCACACACAAAGUUUCAUUCUCCAAUCAUCUCUCUCUCUCUCUCUCUGGUGUGUUUGCUUGGCUAGCUACCAGACAUGGACGACGCCACGAACAGUAACACCAUAAAGUUGGUGGUUUUCUUAAUCUUCAUCAUGGGGCUGCUAUUAACCGUUAACCCUGCAUCAGCAACUGAGACGUAUGAGCCAAACCUAAACCAAUCAACAACAACGGAAACAUUUCAUCCCGCCUGUUCGACGGAGUAUAAGCUAUUGAUCGAUGGCGUGACUAAAACUCAUCACGAUACACAAAGGCGGCGGCUAGCGCCGUAUCAGCUAUGCUUGCAGUGCAAGUGCUGUUCAGCCACAACCUGCAUCUUCAUGCCUUGCUGCUUCGGCAUCAACUGCCAACUCCCCAACAAACCCUUUGGAGUUUGCGGUUUUGUCCCCAAGACUUGCAACUGCACCAAUUGCACAACUCCUGAUUGAUGCUAUAUAUAUAUAUAUAUUUAUAAAUUCUAGCUAAGCUAGCUAUAUAUUCAGGUCUCAUCUUUCUCUUUGAAAAUAUAUACAUCUUCUGGUA